Messenger RNA from Ictalurus furcatus (blue catfish), 1938 nucleotides. RefSeq names its product transmembrane protein 256 (gene tmem256). Lineage: Eukaryota; Metazoa; Chordata; Actinopteri; Siluriformes; Ictaluridae. The transcript is spliced from 4 exons. The coding region runs from base 713 to 1057 and encodes 114 amino acids. The record is from RefSeq and is a predicted model, not a curated record.
ACAGCGCACUGGAGCUAUUUGUUAGAUGAUGUCUGACUCUGUGGGGAUGAAUCAUGUCAAUGAACCACAAGUAGACGGCUAGUAAAAUUCUCUAGUUACAUCAUAACACUUUGGCGGAUUAAAGUGGCUGUCCUGCCUGGUUUGUUGACAUAGUCCAGCACAGUGGAGCGCAAACCCCGCCCCCCAUCCGAUUUCAUUGGUCAACUCAAGCAAGCAGUCACCUGAGAAGGUGGUUUAUUUAUUAUUAUUAUUAUUAUUAUUUUAUUAUUAUUUUUUUUUUUGCGUUGUACGUGCUUUGCGGCACCAAAGAGUUAUUAUUAAGCAAUUAUUUUAUAACUUUUAAUAUACACCUCGGGAAAAAAAUACCGAGGUCCGCAGCGCGGUGACCUCAAUGAUUGAUACGGCCAUGUUUGCACUUAUGUAGCCUAUAUAAUACGUUGUUGGUAAAAUUAUUAAAUUACAAAUAAAAUAUCAAUUUUCAGGUUCUCAGAUAUUCAGGUAAUUAGUAAGCCCAGAUAAUAAUUUUUCUAAAUACAGUUUAAAGUCAGUGUAGAAGGACUGCGCAGCUUUCUGGCGUUUACUGACAUGGUCGGUCACGUGACCAGAAACCGUGCCCUGAUUCGCCAUUUUGGCUCAGUGCGGAAAUAGCUGCAGGAAGUUUCUCCCUCGUGAAUGUCACCUGUUUCUUCUGUUGUGUCUGUGCUACAGGAACAUGAGCGCGUCGUUAGCUGUGCAGAGGUUAGCUGCUGUGAGCGGGGCUCUGGCGGUCACCGCCGGCGCUUAUGGGGCUCAUGGGUUCAGACGAAGUAACAGGGAUGAGUACCAGAGAGAGCUCUACAGCACGGCCAAUACCUAUCAUUUCUAUCACAGUUUGGCUCUUUUAGGAGCAUCUCGAUGCAGGAAACCUGCUCUGGCUGGAGCAAUUCUCCUGUCUGGCAUGGGCUGCUUCUGUGGUCCUCUCUACCACCAGGCUUUAACGGGUGAUCCCUCCUUCAGCAAGCUGGCACCCAUCGGGGGUGUGCUUUUCAUUGUUGGCUGGCUUGCCAUGGCUGUCUGAACUUUGACCAUCCAUUUCUUUUCUACACAGCCCCAUGAUUGUUGACAAUUACUUUCUGAAAGGGAGUGUUAAAUUUGAGUGAUAAGAGCAGGAGAUAUAGGGUGGAGGGUGGAGUUGUUCAGUCACGUCUGGAAGAUGAUAAAGCUUUAGGAUCAGUCGUUAUUUUUACAGAAAAAAAUCCCUGUAUACAGAAAAAACCCUUGAGUUGUGACAAUAUGAUGAGUAGUUGGCUACAUUCACAUUAUAUAGUAGCACAAAUCUGGUUUUUUUUGUGUCUGUGACAGGGUUUUUUGUUUUGCUUUGUUUUUUUUAAUCCGAGCUGCAAAUCUAAUCUUCUCAAUCCAAUUUGAGCUACUUUCAUUUGUAGUCCUAGAGCUGUUACAUAUCCAGGACAUGGCCACACAACCGGAAUUCAUGUUUAUGAAUUAUAUCAUAUUGCUGUCCAAUAUUGGCAGCAUGCCAGCAAGGCCUUAUUUUAAAAAUGGUUGACUGCCAGUAAUAAUUGCAAAAAAAAAAAAUUUCUCUAGCCUUUUUGCCAACAUGCACUAAUCGUGAGCAGCCAAUGAGAUGCCAGUCGACCAGCAAAGCACAUAAUCUUCAAGACGAAGACGUGUGCUGCUUGCUUGUUCAUUUCCCUAUGGUGGAUUGGUGGUUUUGUUGUUGUUCAUAAUGUACAUUUGGCUCAUUCAUGUGAUCUUGAUUUCAGAAAUGUUCCAUUUACAUAUUUAAAUCACCAAGGCAGAUUGAAUCCAUGCAACAAAAAAAAUCAUAUUUGAUUGAUAAGCUUGUAAUGUGUGCAUAGUCCAAGUGUGUGUGUUUUGAAAUUGUGAUUUAGCACCUUUGUUUCUCAGGUUGGAAAAUAAAUCUGUCUGAGAAAGUGA